Racocetra fulgida is the source of this 498-nucleotide messenger RNA. The record is from the annotation of a GenBank genome assembly. Lineage: Eukaryota; Fungi; Glomeromycota; Glomeromycetes; Diversisporales; Gigasporaceae.
CUAUAAAACAUGUUGAAAAUUAUGUAAUAGAAAAUGGUUUUGAAGUUGUAAAACGUCGAACUCAAAAAAACAAGGGUAGUGACAUCAUAUAUCGCACUUUAGAAUACAAACAUUCUGGUGAGCACAAAGCUAAAAAAAAGGCUGACACAGAAGAAAACCGUGAACAUGAAAUUGAAAGCUACAAUUCAUUGAUUAAACGAUCGGUUAAAACUUCAACAACGUUAUAUAAAUUAGAUGUACAGAUUCAAUUGCAGCUUGAUAGAGAAGAACAAUUUGAAUAUAAUGACCAAAUUAACCAAAAUCUGACUGUUGGAUUACCUAAUAUUAUAGAUAGGUACUUUAGUCAAAUUAAUGUAUCUCUCAAGAAUUAUCUUACUCCACGAGAUCAAAUUACUAAAAAUCAAGUUCAUUAUAAACCAAUUAAAGUAGCAAAUGAUAUAGAAUUUGCUGAGGAUAGUUAUGAAUCUGUUAUAACAAACUUGGAUUCAUUAAUUAAAU